AUGGAUCUAUCAGUGCUGGCACUAUGUACCCUAUUGUUGGGUUUGUGUCUGUGGAAGAUGAAUGGUUUGUUAUAUAGAUAUAAAACCUACAUUGCUCUGUAUACCUCUGACAAAGUGAUCAGGUUUGGAAAGUUCCAUCCUUUGUGGGGACAUCUUCAUCUGUUAAUUCCAGUAAUAAGAUUCCAAGAGCUGGUGGAUAAAGGAAUACGCGAAACUGGGAGAAAAAUAACGUGUCACUGGAUGGCUUUCCUUUAUCCGAUACUGGGCGUGUGUCAUCCGGAUACAGCCAAAAUACUUUUAAAGUCAAGCGAACCAAAGAAUAAACAGGCAGGAGGUGGCUACUUUACUCUACUUCCGUGGUUAGGAGACGGUUUACUGAUCAGUGAUGGUAAGAAGUGGGAGAGGAACAGACGGUUGUUGACACCAGCAUUUCAUUUCGACGUUCUCAAACCUUACGUACCUAUUUAUAACCAAGUGUUCGACAUCUUUCUGGACAAGAUUGAAAAAGCGACCAGCGGAGGACAGAGUACAGAGAUUUAUCACAGAGUAGGUUUGGCAACCUUGGAUACUCUGUUACGGUGUACUCUGUCGUACGAGGACAAUGUACAGGAGCAAGGAUCAAAUCACCCUUAUGUGAAUGCUGUGAGGAUACUUUCCAAUCUCUCACUCAAGAGAAUGAUGGAACCCUGGAUACACCCAGAUAUAUUCUUCAAUAUGUCGCCAACUGGAAGGAAAUAUCACAAAUAUGCGAAGUAUGUACAUGACUUCGACGAGAAAGUCAUCCAAGAAAGAAAACAGGUGUUGGAUACAGACAUGUCAGUAUUGACGAAACGACGACGGGACUUUCUAGACAUUCUGUUGACCGCUCGAGAUGAGCAUGGCGUUGGGCUGACCGAUCGUGAGGUCAGGGACGAGGUCGAUACCUUCCUCUUUGAAGGACAUGAUACAACAGCUUCGUCUCUAAGUUGGGCCAUUUACUCGUUGUCAAAGAACCCAGAAGAGCAAGAGAAAGUCUACGAGGAAGUAAAACGAGUUCUCGGUGACAGGACAGAUGUUGACUGGUCCGAUAUCAAGGAAUUUUCUCAAUUGACCUUAUUCCUGAAGGAGUCCAUGCGCAUGUUUUCCCCAGUACCUUCCGUGGGUAGAAUCACAACUAAGGAAAUUGACCUUGAUGGUCUAAAGAUCCCCGCCAAUAUUGAGGUUUACGUGUUGAUACAUUCUCUAAACAAUCGGCAGGAUAUAUGGGGAGACCCUGAGACGUUCCGACCAGAUCGAUUUUUAACCGAACCUGAAAAAGACCCAUACAGCUACGUGCCUUUCUCUGCAGGACCAAGAAACUGUAUUGGUCAACAUUUCGCACUUGAUGAACAAAAGGUUGCUCUUGCAAAAUUACUUCAAAGAUUUAAAGUAUUACCAGAACCUGACCACAAACCGGAAGUAGAUCUUGAUCUCGUGCUGCGACCUACAAACGGAAUACGUAUAAAGUUACAGAGACGAUAAAGUGUACUUCCGGGUGAUCGUCAUGUGUAUUGCUUGGUGACAAAUGAUGUGGGUGAUCGUCAUGUCGUAUUGCUUGGUGACAAGUGAUGUUGGUGAUCGUCAUGUCGUAUUGCUUGGUGACAAGUUAUGUGGGUGAUCGUCAUGUCGAAUAGCUUGGUGACAAGUGAUGUGGGUGAUCGUCAUGUAUUGUUUGGUGACAAGUGAUGUGGGUGAUCGUCAUGUAUUGCUUGGUGACAACUGAUGUUGGUGAUCGUCAUGUCGUAUUGCUUGGUGACAAGUUAUGUGGGUGAUCGUCAUGUGGAAUAGCUUGGUGACAAGUGAUGUGGGUGAUCGUCAUGUCGUAUUGCUUGGUGACAAGUGAUGUUGGUGAUCGUCAUGUCGUAUUGCUUGGUGACAAGUUAUGUGGGUGAUCGUCAUGUCGAAUAGCUUGGUGACAAGUGAUGUGGGUGAUCGUCAUGUAUUGUUUGGUGACAAGUGAUGUGGGUGAUCGUCAUGUAUUGCUUGGUGACAACUGAUGUUGGUGAUCGUCAUGUCGUAUUGCUUGGU
Molecule: messenger RNA, 2046 nt
Organism: Ylistrum balloti
Lineage: Eukaryota; Metazoa; Mollusca; Bivalvia; Pectinida; Pectinidae
Product: cytochrome P450 4F4-like
Exons: 12
Coding region: 1-1500 (499 amino acids)
Molecular function (GO): iron ion binding; oxidoreductase activity, acting on paired donors, with incorporation or reduction of molecular oxygen; monooxygenase activity
Source: RefSeq, a predicted model, not a curated record